Prorocentrum cordatum is the source of this 5686-nucleotide messenger RNA. The record is from the annotation of a GenBank genome assembly. Lineage: Eukaryota; Dinophyceae; Prorocentrales; Prorocentraceae.
GGGGCCCUCCCACAAUACCAGCGCUCCCACCCCACUUCUCCUGGCUCCUUGUUGAGGGCGUGGCGCUCACGCGUCCGCGCCGAAUGUACCGGCCACCGCAGAGCAACAAACCUCACGCUCGGCACCUCCCUGCCGUAAUAACUCUCCCGCUCGAUACGUGUCCCAGAAAGCCGAAGUGCCUCGGGAUAGAAGUUGCGCGCUCGAACUCCUUGGGCGGGACAUCUGGACGAGGGACCACCGGCCCUCCCUUUUCAUGCAGUUUCCCCUUGAAGGGCUGGCAUCAUGAUGGACGCAUGAAGCGUUUUUCCUGCGGGAGCAAGGAGCAGCAGCUGCUGAGACCAUUAGGCCCUGUCAAAAGACGAAAAACCGUCAGCUGGUGGACUGAGAGAAGCCAUGUGCACAACUUGCUGCACCGGCACUGGCAUCACAACGACACUCAGGACUCUGAGGCGGCUCCAUCCGACACCCUGGGGAAAACUGAGCCGCCGCGGAACGCUUCCGGGUCGACUCUGCGCGUCAGAGCCGCGUCGGACUCAAGAGGUAACACUCCUUUGCAGGGCGGACCAGGGGCUGCCGAAUCUACGAGAGGAACCGCCACGACCACCCGGACGGCCGGGUCGGCGAUGCCGGCAAGACAGCACGGCACGGGCGCCGGGCUCGGCGCGAGGACCGCCGGCUCGAGCCGGCCGCCAGGAGCGGGUGGAGCGACCGCCAGCUCGAGACGCAAAGCACCCGCAACUCGAAGCUGGGCGAGAGCGGGAGAGAGAGAGAGAGAGAGAGAGAGAGCGACUGGAGCAGGGAGGGGGGAGGGGGACGGGAGGAGGAGGAGAGGGAGAGGCUGGCCGAUCAAGCGAGCUCCGCGUGGAGCGGCCAGCUUGAUCAAGCCGGGGCGCCCGGCGAAUGGACCACACGCUGCAGCAGGAGGAGGCUGCAAGAAACACAGGAGAUCAGAAGAGGAAUUCGGGAAGGUGGGAGGUACAGCACGGAGCGGUAAAAUUGCGACCAUGGUGAAUGGUUCGUGAUGGCCGAGAGGUAUUGGCGCUCGUCCAAGCGGUGUGCAUCUAUAAGAGCGAUGACCUGACUGUCAAUAGCCGGGUGUUGAAAAACAUGUUGACCCUCGAGAGCCUGUCACCGGGACAAGCACACGAGAGCUGUGACCGCGAAGGAGGAGACAAACGUAGCCAGGACCGUUCUGGACCGCCGAAACCCGAAGUGAAGGCAGCUUCGUCGGGGUCACGCCAGACGAGGGCUGCGUAGUCGGUACCGCACUUUAUAUGAUUGAGGGUCAAGAUGGCAACGUAGUCGGGAACGUACAGAGUCAAGCGAAUGCGCCAGUGGCGAGAGGGCGUCGCAGCGCGGGACGGAGACAUCGGGGGCAGAUCGAGAGAGCGGCGGGACGGACGGCGUCCGUGAUGUGAGCCGCAGCGGCAACUCGUUCACACGGCCACGGCAGCCCCCUCGGGCUCGGGCUCGGGCGUCUGAAGCCAAGGGCCUGGCGUGGGCAACCACGGGCCCUGGGAUGUUGAGGGCGCAUUGGGCUCAUCAGUCGUCUCGUUCUUGGUGUGCUUCGACGCGUAGAUGCGGCGGAUCUGCGAGUCCAAUGAUGCAACCACCUUCAGGUUGACCUCUUUGUCCUUGAGAUUCGUGACCAGGAUGUCGUCUUUGGACAGCGUCGCGAUCGCAUCCCAAGCGCUUCUUGAGUGCCAUGCCGCCAGCAAGAAAGAUCGGCUCCCCACAUCCUUUCCAUUUGCCGAGCGUAUACCGUGCACUUGUAUACGAAGGCGAUCAUCGGUAGCCGGCACUAGCCCAUCCUUCGUUGGCAUCUUAGUGGCGAUCCAGCACUCAACAUUCGGCCAAAACCUUUGGUUGUAGAUACGCUCGUACAUGAUGAUCACCCUGCAACCGAGGAAGAUGAAAGGCAAGAUGUUCUCCAGGGUCCGCCUGAACUCCCUCUCCUCAUCAUCGUUGCGCCCGCCACCCAUCCACUGAGGGGCGCAUGUCCAAUCCAGCCACAAGUACCUGAUUGACGAGCCUGUCAAUUCCUCUUGAAGUUUACGCAACUUCGCGCAAUCUGGGUCGGGAUGCUCUGGGGUUGUCCAACGGUGGGAAAUUGCCGCCGAGUCCAUGAACUUUCCCGAAAUCACGUCCUCUAUGUUCAUCUGCCGCUUGACCAAGACGCCCAAGUCACGCAACUCCUGAUGACGUGGGAUGGGCCUGUUUGAAGGUAGUUGUAAGAACUUGUCAACUGGAAAGAACCAAAACUCCAUGCCACUGAGCAUAGGUUGGGCGGGGUAGAAGCGUUGAACCCGCUUGCUCAGAAAUUCAACGACUUCAAGACAGACAUCCUUAUCAGUGGGAUUCGCGGCAAGGAUGUCUUCCUCGCAUAACGACACGAUUGCCUCCUCAGCAGUAGUCUGAUGCCAAUUAGACAUCACGAAAUCAUGGAUUGACUUGGUGUCGCCUUCUUCUGAUUCCAUACCGUAAACCUUCAUCCGAAGGCGUUCCUGACUCGCUGGCACUAACCCUUCCUCUGUCGGCAUCUUAGUGGCAAUCCAGCAUUCCAGAUUCGGCCAGAAGCGCUGAUUGUAGAUGCGGUCGUACAAAACAAUCACGGUGCACCCGAGGAAGAUGAAGGGCACGACGUUCUCCAAAAUCAAGUUGAACUCAGCUUCAUCAGCAUGGGAACGCUCACCUUGAGGUGCACAUACCCAAUCGAUCCAGGCGUACUUGAUUGACGGGGUAUCCUUGAAUAUAGCUUGCAAUUUACGCAAUUUCGAACCAUCUGGGUCAAAACGCCCUUCGGUGGGCCAACGAUGAGAGAUUGCUGCCGUGUUGCCCACGAAAUUUCCUAACAUCACGUCGUCAAAAUUCAUCCUCCGCUUGACCAAGUGCCCGCUGUCGCGCCACUCCUGAUGAGAUGGCAACUCCAUGCCCGCUGGCAUACGCAUGAGUUCGUCCACAGGGACGAACCAAAACUCCAUGCUCCUGGGAACCUCGUCUUCAUAUUCCACUCUCAAGCUCGACGGUCUCCUGCUGGGUUGGCGGCGGGCCCUCGCAGGUCUACGGACCAUGACCCUCAUCUUCAACACAUACGUUGCACCGCAGACACAGCAACACAUUACGACAGCGAUCGAACUGAUGAUGAUCGUUACGGUGGGGUCGGCGGUGGAGUCGGCAGAGGAAUGGACGGUGGGUGUAUCAGCGCCUGCGUCUUCAAUCACAAGCGGGGUGCCGACAUCGGGGGUCGUCAUCGUAGGAGCAACGGUAAUCAACGAUUCAUCACUCCAAUCAGCGACAGCCAUAGCACGGUCAGUCUCCGUCUUGAUAGCGUCGGCAGCUCCAGCAAUCGUGGCAAAAAGAUCCUCAGCAGCAGUGCCGUCGGCGACCUGAACAGUGAAACUGGUCGUCACAGAGACUGUGUCCGAGAGUUGGCGGACAGUUGCGGAGAGCCGACGGGCAUCCACGGUGAAACCCGUAAUGGCAGCUGGACAUCAGAAACAGGCACCGCCAAAGCAACAGACAAACCAGUGGCUUUCGCAGCCCUGUAUGCAGCGGAAGCAUCGAGGUCAGACGAAGACACCGCCGACGGAAAAGUUUCGUACGCUGUGUACUCGGCAAAGACCAAAACUGACCCACUGGGAGCCAGGGUUGGUGUUGGUGCUGGUGAUGACUCACUGGGUUUUAGCCCAGACGUGGGCUUUGGUGAAGAAGUGGGCGCUAGCAUUGGUGUCGGCGUCGGUGCAGGCGCGGCCGUUGACGUUAGUGACGGAGUAGGCGCAGGCACUGUUGCCGGCGUCGGUACCAGCGUUGGUGAUGGCAUGGCCGUGGGGAUCGGCGCUGGCGUUGGCGCGGAUGCGGGCGCUGGCGUCGGCACCACCGUGUACUGGUAGAUGUUGUAUAGUGCGCUGGAGGCUUCGACAGUGCACAACGCCGAAGAACUGCAAUCCCAUUCUGGCUGACUGCCAUAGUACCCGUGGGGAGCGUCCGUAUGGAUGAGAUCUCCGCACCGGCUGUCUGCCAGCGCUGUGCCCACGCACUGCUCCACCGUGUCGACAUUGCCAAGAGAGUGGUAACUGGUGGAGCAGAAAGCCCCUGCAGCGUAGACCAGCAGUGCCGCCUCUGUUGCUGUCGGCGGCGUUGGCGUUGCAACAUCAGAUUGGUAGAUGUUGAGGCCCACGGUGGAGAAUAGCGGGCUGCAGGUCGUCGAAUCGGCGCAAAAGCACAGCAGUCGAUGAUUCCCGUUCACCGCCCGGUCACCGUGGGGAGCGUUGGAAAGGACUAGGUCCCCACAGCUACUCUCGGCCAGGGCUGCGUCGUGGCACUCGUCCAGCAUCGGGCCGCUGGAGUAUUCGCCCUCGUACAGCACAGUUCGAAUCUCGCAGUAGGACCCCGCCAGAUACAGCAUCAGCUUCUGUGGUGGUGCCGGAGUUGGCGCCUUUGCCCAAGACGUAUACAAGGCGUAAUUCGAUUCAUGACUGUAGUCAUCAUCGCAGUCUGCGCACGUAUUGCAGUUGCUCCACUCUGUUGAAUGGUCGAAAUACAGGCAUGCAGGAUCUUCAUCGCACAGCGGUGCACACUCUGCAGGAGUCGUUGCGUAGGAGUUUCCACUUAAUUGAAUGUGAUCAUUUCUGCAACACUGCCCCGCGGAUUUCCACUGGACGUAAGAGAAUCCUGCGUCCGUCGGGCUGGGCGUCGGUUGUGGCGUCGGCACAACCAGCUGGCAGCAGCAAAUGCAUUGGUGGGUUGUGUAAGGUGCGCCACUCUCACAAUCUUCGCCGCAUUCCCAUGCAUUUUCCGCGCCGUCGCACGUGUCGCGAUACCCAGUACCACACGCAACUGCCAUCCGGCGGCCAUUGACAUGUUCGACGGUUGAGUUCGUCAUCAACGUCAUAUGGCGGCUGCCAGUUGGAAGCGCAGCCGGCGUCUGCGGAAUGUCCGGCUUCUGCCCGGCUCCCAGCCUCGGAAACGCCAGCAGCGAGACGGAGAAGCCGAGCCACUGGCGAAGCCGGCGUCGCGCGAGCCGUGCGCCACUGGCUGGGCCGAAUGCCACGGCCACUGCGCCGAGCUGGGCAGUCGGUUUGGGCGUUGGGCUGACCGUCGGAAUGGGAAUUGCACCAGGUGUCGGGCUGGGCGUUGCCUGCAUGUUGACUGCCGCCAUCUCGGCCACCCGCUCCGCCACGCCGCUCUCGUCUCGCGAUGAGUGGAGGGUCAUGUGCGCGACGUUCGAGUCCUCCUUGUGUCUGAUCAUCGAUCGUUCUGCCACCCGCUCCGUCAUGCCGCCCUCCUCUCGCAACCCAUCGGGAGGCACGCCCGCGACGUCCGACGCCUGCACUCUCGAAUUCGCCCUCUCGCUCACCUGCUCCGCCGUGCCGCUCUCCGCUCGCGACACUGUGGGGAUCACGCUCGCGACGCUCGGCCCCUCGAGCAUUCCGACCUUCGGCAUCUCGGCCGCGCGCUUCUUCAUGCCGAUCCCCUGGGAGGAGGAGCAGGAGCAGGAGGAGGAGGAGGAGGAGGAGAAGGAGGAGGAGGAGGAGGAGUGAUACCUUGGGGAUCGCCUCCGGGUCGUUCGACCCCUCCUUCAUCAUCGACCUGAUCGUUGCCGUCAGUGCGGCUGGCCUGCCCUCGAGCACGCGGAGCACGAAGGACUGGGCGAAAAGGACAGGGGGCAAGGAGAUCGAGGCUUCGU